Plectropomus leopardus (leopard coralgrouper) is the source of this 2460-nucleotide messenger RNA. Lineage: Eukaryota; Metazoa; Chordata; Actinopteri; Perciformes; Serranidae. The record is from RefSeq and is a predicted model, not a curated record.
UGAGCUCCAGCUGCUGCUCAGGUGAAGCAAAGUGUGUGAGCAAACUCUCUGAGCUCUUCAACAGCCUGCAGGGAGGAUUUCUGGAAGAAGCAUGCAUCUCUCCUCUCUUUUGCUGUGCCUGAGUUUGGGUGCUUUGGUAAAAUGUGCUGCUGAAAGUGAAUGGUGCUAUACUCGCUGCGAGCACACCCCGAGCCACUGGGGAGACAUCUCUGGUGCUUUCUGUGGAGAAAAAAGGCAGUCUCCUAUUAAUAUAGACACCCACUAUGUUCAGAUUGACCCUCACCUGCAAAACUUUACCUUCGUCAGCUUCUCCUCUCCAAAUGCCAUUGAGUACAUCACAAACAAUGGACAUACAGUGAAAUGCGUUUUGAAGGACAAUGAAGUUGAAGUGAGUGGAGGUGGACUGAAUGGAACAUACUCUACAAUUCAAUUUCACUUUCAUUGGGGAGACACAGAAUAUCAGCCUGGUUCAGAGCACACCAUUGAUGGCCAAAGAUAUCCAAUGGAGAUGCACAUUGUCAGUCUGAAGAAAGGCCUUAACGUGACGCAGGCCAAAGCGGAUCCAGAGGGACUUGCUGUUCUUGGGUUUUUCAUAAAUGCAACCGAUGAUGAGGACACAUCAGAAGCGUGGAGCAAACUUACAUCUACCAUAACACAAGAAAUAGACACUGAAGUUCCUGUCAGCCAUGACAUAUCUAUUAACGACCUCAUUGGAAAUGUGGACCUCACAAAGUUCUAUCGGUACAUGGGCUCCCUGACCACCCCCAUGUGCAACGAAGCGGUCGUGUGGACCAUCUUUCAAGAGCCAAUCAUCAUCAACAAAAAUCUGAUUCGACACUUUUCCAUGAAGACAGGAUUCAGCGAUGUUUAUCGGCCCAUACAAAAUACAAAUGGACGUCCUGUGUUUGCUUCCCCUGCAACUAGUCCUCCGUGGUGCUAUGAUGAUCACUGUUUCUACAAUCAGUCAUUUUGGCCUGUCCUGCCUAACUCCAGCUGUGCCGGGGAACGUCAGUCACCCAUCAACAUUGAGACAGAAAAAGCUGAAGUUGAUGAGCAUCUUGUUAACUUCGCCUUUAAGAAGUUUGACGACAAACAUGCCUUCAAAUACUGCACUAACACAGGCCACACAGUGAAAUGUGUACUGAAGGACGGUGUGGUGGAGGUCUCAGAAGGAGGUUUGGGAUACGUUUACUCCACCCUUCAGCUCCACUUUCAUUGGGGAAUGUCGCAUAACUCUGAUGGCUCAGAGCACACAAUGAAUUCAAAGAGAUUCCCAAUGGAGAUGCACAUAGUGAACAAGAGGAAGGACUUAACUCUGGAUGAGGCAAAGCAGACUCCUACUGGUCUGGCAGUGCUGGGAUUCUUUAUUGAGCCUACAGUUGACCAGAAAAGCAGUUCAGGAGGCCAUUCGGGAGGCAGUUCAGGAGGCCAUUCGGGGGGCAGUUCAGGAGGAAGUUCAGGACAUCAAGAGACACCUUCCACGUCUGACAUGGAUGCCUGGAAAAAACUGACCAACUACUUUUCAGCUCUUCAGAAGAUCAGCUCAAAAGUUAAUGUCACAGAAGAGAUCUCCAUUGAUGACCUGCUUGGCAAAGUGAACCGAGCUGCUUACUACCGCUAUAAUGGCUCCUUAACCACCCCAACAUGUGACGAAGUGGUGGUUUGGACAGUCUUUAAAGAGUCUGUCAGGAUGGACAAUAACCUGAUGGUGAAGUUCCCACAAUACGCCGGAUAUCAGAAUGUGUUUCGGUCUACACAGUCUCUUCACAGCAGGAAAGUCUACACCACCAAAUCAGCAUCCAGUGCCUCUGGUCCCAUCAUACGAGUUCUGCUGCUGGCGUCUCUCUGUGCCCUUUUCAUCUAACUUGCCCUUGUGAGAAGCUUAGCUAAUUGCUUUAAAGAAGUAUAUUGCACUAAUGACUGGUCUUGCACUGUUCAGAUUAUCAUUUCAAUAUGUUCGCAAAAUACUUGGUAAUAGGUACAUCGUUGGGGAUUUAAUUUACAUUACAUUUUUAGUCUGGAUUCAUACUGUAUAAUCUCAUGAAUCAAGGUUUUGGUAACUAUAGACUGUCAAGGGAAGUUUUAUUUUCCAAUUGAAUCUGUUUAAUUAAACUAUAGAGUGUUAUCAGGCACUUUGUCAACCGUGCAGCAGUUUUAAUAAUGUUGUUUUGACUAUUCUUCCAUGUAAAAUUCAACUACAAUGGUAGAAUUCAUAACAGUGGCAAGAUUUCAAAGAUAUAGAGUGAGUCCAAAUCGAUUGUGUAAAGCAGUACUUAAAACAAUCAGUUAAAUCUCAGGUUGUGCAAGAUUGUAUGCUAUGCAAAACCACUAAUUAUGCUAAAAAGAAUAGGCAAAAAGAAAUUUCACUAAUUUAUUUCAGUGAGUGUUCUUGUGCUUUGAUUGGUUGAGUGUGUACUGUAUAUAACCACUUAAAUUUAAAAAUAAAUAAUUGUAUUAGUA